CCCAGGAAGAAUGGCAGAAUAUGGAUGAUACUCAGCGGACUCUGUACAGGGAGGUGAUGCUUGAGACCUAUGACAAUCUGCUGUCCUUGGGGUACUCCAUGACAAAGCCUGAUGUGAUCUUCAAGUUGGAGCAAGAAUCAGCACCAUGGACAGUGGAGAAAUCUGUGAAACAGAGACUUCCAGAUCCCCAUGGAAAGAAUGAGCUGUUUGGAGCUAAUCAGAAAGGUCAAGAAAUAAUCUUCAGGCAAGUUGUAAUCAGAAAAAUUAUAUAAUAACUGAAAAGAGAGCUGCAUUGCCACAAAGAUGCUU
Molecule: messenger RNA, 309 nt
Organism: Ochotona princeps (American pika)
Lineage: Eukaryota; Metazoa; Chordata; Mammalia; Lagomorpha; Ochotonidae
Product: zinc finger protein 569-like
Exons: 3
Coding region: 21-272 (83 amino acids)
Biological process (GO): regulation of DNA-templated transcription
Source: RefSeq, a predicted model, not a curated record